CUCUCAAGACAUCAGAAUAUCAGAUACAAGAAGCUAGCACUAGCUCAAGUAGAAUCUCACUAGGGAAGCUUUACCUCCUUCGAAGGAUGUCUUCCGGGUCAUCGUCUCGGAGCACCUCACCGAGCUCCGACUCGGAGUGGAGCAAGAAGGAGAACAAGAUGUUCGAGGAGGCUCUCGCUUACUAUGGGGAGGCCGCCCCCAACCUCUGGGAGAAGGUGGCCAGCGCCAUGGGGGGCACCAAGUCCGCCGAGGAGGUGCGCCGUCACUUCCAGAUCCUCGUCGACGACGUCAACAACAUCGAGUACGGCCGCAUCCCCUUCCCCAAGUACAAGACCCAGGGCUUCUGGACCUAAUUGGAUGAAGCAGUCUAAACUCCAGCGGACACUGAACAAAGUUGUACAAACUAGAUCUCUUAGGAAGCAAGCAAUCCAGCAUUGGUUAGAAUAACGAGAGGGAAAGGAGUAUUGUCUAUUGUGUGUACAAAGUAUUGUUAGGUUAUUUCCAAGGUUAAGUUUGUCUCUAUGUUGUUGUAGAUUCUCGUCUACAUUCAUGAACUGCAAGAUGGCUGUUAAGAGUACA
This is a messenger RNA of Triticum dicoccoides, 579 nucleotides long. Its product is annotated as protein RADIALIS-like 3. The record is from RefSeq and is a predicted model, not a curated record. The coding region runs from base 87 to 353 and encodes 88 amino acids. Gene Ontology annotation, molecular function: DNA-binding transcription factor activity. The transcript has 2 exons. Lineage: Eukaryota; Viridiplantae; Streptophyta; Magnoliopsida; Poales; Poaceae.